This is a messenger RNA of Echinostoma caproni, 867 nucleotides long. The record is from the annotation of a GenBank genome assembly. Lineage: Eukaryota; Metazoa; Platyhelminthes; Trematoda; Plagiorchiida; Echinostomatidae.
AUGGAAAUGAAACGAAGCACGUUCACCUUGUCAAAUCAUCACUCAGUUGUUGCUCGCCAUAUUGUGCCUUCCACGGUGACCGAGGAGAGCUCGAGUGUAUGCAGUUCGGAUGCAGUGACUUUUGCUGAGUCAAACUAUGUCAUUCACAACACUCCCUCAAAUCGUCAGUUGACACCAAAAGCUGCCACACUGAAUCGACUGAAUCGACCCCAUGAUUUCAUCCCACGAUCUGUAUUGCGAAUGGAUGUGUGCAGUGCAUGCGGUCGACGCAUUGCGUUUGGAAAAACCGCAUACAAAUGUGCUACGUGCGGCUUGUUGGUUCACGAAUCGUGCCAGAAAAAACUUGCUCAGACAUGUGUUCCGCCAAGUGCCUCACGUACUCCAUUGUCCGCUGUGAAUCACACGCAUGCAUGGGCUACUUCACCACGACGCUGCCCCUCCAGUGUGAUCGCGUCACAACAAGCUAUAGUUCCGGCACUUCCGUUCGGGAGUUCGCGAUCCAGGGGACCGAUUGUAGCUCCAACAAGCCCAACCUUAUCCGUACGACUGCGCAAUAUCAAUCUGGCUGAGUUUUGCCCGGAAGAUCAGUUUCCUAGGAUCCCUGCACUUAUAAUUCACUGUGUGACUGAGGUAGUCGCGCGUGGCAUGAAUACAGUUGGUCUGUAUCGUGUUUCAGGAUCGGAGAAACAAGUUCGAGGUUUCUAUAGCUUGAUCGCUAUCGCCUCCAGAGGUCGUAGUAACGUUGACCUUCUGGCCGAAUGGUUAAAUCUGAAUGAUUUAUCACGAUCGUCCUGGUGGUAUGUUCCUAACGCACGCCUCGCGAUUGAUGACGUAGAAGUUGUUUGCAUGAGAUUUGUGUUCAGUUGA